AUGCUUAUGGGAAACCACUCAGCAGGAAAAAGUUCCUUUAUUAACUGGUAUGUUGAAGAACAUAUCCAGAAAACUGGUGUUGCAAUUGAAACCCAAGGCUUCACAUUUAUUACCAGUGGAAAGAAAAGAGAAUCACUCACUGGAAAUGCAACAUUCCAUUUGUUCCCUCACUUCAAGCCUCUGCAAGAAAUUGAAGGAGUCAGAGAUUAUGUAUCAACUGAAAUUUCUACAUCAAAGCAGAAGAAGUUCAACUUAGUGAUGUUUGUUGAUACACCAGGCUUGGUGGAUGGGGAUAUGCUUUACCCAUUUGAUGUCAACAAGUCAAUUGAAUGGCUAGGGGGACUGUGUGAUUUGAUAUUUUGCUUCUUCGAUCCGAUUGGACAAGCUCUUUGCAAACGCACAUUGAACAUUGUUGAGCGGUUGAAUGAACAUGAUUCAGACAAAAUCAGAUUCUUUCUGAGCAAAGCUGAUACUGCUGGAACUGAAAGUGACCGUCAAAGAGUUCUGAUGCAAAUUACACAAGAACUAUGCAAGCGGCCUGGCCUCAACAAAUGUGGGUUCGACAUGCCCACUAUUUACAUCCCAUCUUUGACGGACAGGGUAAGAGAGCCAUUUUAUUUCUUGUAAUAAUACUUUGCUUUAUUUCUUGUAAUAAUACUUUACUUUUGAUAAGUGCCUGACGUACCAAGA
Molecule: messenger RNA, 690 nt
Organism: Rhopilema esculentum
Lineage: Eukaryota; Metazoa; Cnidaria; Scyphozoa; Rhizostomeae; Rhizostomatidae
Source: RefSeq, a predicted model, not a curated record